Mercenaria mercenaria is the source of this 1674-nucleotide messenger RNA. Its product is annotated as potassium voltage-gated channel protein Shaw-like. The record is from RefSeq and is a predicted model, not a curated record. Lineage: Eukaryota; Metazoa; Mollusca; Bivalvia; Venerida; Veneridae. The transcript is spliced from 3 exons. Gene Ontology annotation, molecular function: voltage-gated potassium channel activity. Gene Ontology annotation, cellular component: membrane. Bases 1 to 1674 code for a protein of 557 amino acids. Gene Ontology annotation, biological process: protein homooligomerization; potassium ion transmembrane transport.
AUGGUUCACAAAUUGACAUUCAAUGUCGGUGGGCAACUAUACAGUAUUUCUACGACUUCUCUACAAAAUGGUCCUGAAUCUAAGCUGACACGAAUGUACCAGUCUGGGACCACCUUGACUGAAUCUGCCUAUAUAGAUGUUGACAGACCAGGAGAUGUGUUCGCUUCUGUGUUGGCAUUAUAUCAGACUGGAGAACUACAUUUUCCUAUGACGUCAUGUCCGGGAGCAUUUCUGAAUGAGUUAGAAUUCUGGGAAAUUUCACCGGAAAUGGUAGAAAGUUGUUGUUUUAAUAGAUUGCAAAGUUUUGUUGACGAACAAGAAACCUUACAGGAAUUCCGAGAAAGUCGUCAAACAAGUAGAAAACGUUUUUGUUAUUCCAAUCAGUUUAUGAAGAGCUUUCAAGGCAACCUCUGGAAUAUCAUUGACUAUUCGAAGCCUUCUGCCUUUGGAAGGUUAUAUUUCAUGGUUUCUCUGUUCAUGGUUUUACUGUCCAUAUGCACACUGUCAUUCAGCACAGAUCCAUAUUUCCGAAGGCAAAUGACAAACUGCGAGCGCCUGGAGUAUAUGGAGUCUUCCGGUAUGGAAAAGAUCGAAUUAGCUAGAAAAUGGCUGAAAGAAGACUGCAACAACGAUAACUUGCCUGACCAUGGACAUCCCUUUGAGAUGAAAUCACCACAUUUCGGAGAUCCCAAUGGAGGUCCCAAUGGAUGCAACUGGAAUUUUAAAACAUCUGUAAUUAUAUUUUUACGAUAUAAAAAAUACAGUGAUAAUAAUGGUGACAGUGAAAGCGUUGAUGAUGAGGAUAAUGGUGAGAACUGGUCGAAUGAAAGAAAUGAUAAUGAUCAGCCUACCGGAACUCGGGAGCAAGGAAACUUUUCUGACCACACACCAGUUUCUACGCUUUCAGAAAUCUCCAACGUAUCACAGAUACCUGGGAUGAUGGGUGAAUACGUGGAAUUACCAGAUUUUGACAUACAAAUUUAUGCAUUUACUGUACUCGAAGCAGUAACUGUAGUAUAUGUUACGAUUGACAUAAUACUUCGUCUGCUUUUCUGUCCUUCUAGAAAGUGGUAUUUCUUGAGUAUAAUUAAUUUCGCCGAUAUGUUGGCUCUUAUUGGAUCACAUGUACACUUUGUAUUAAUGCAAGUAUACACACAUGAAAAAUACAGGGACAGCUGGAUGGAUUCUCUGAGGUACUUACAGGUUUUACGUCCUAUGCGGUUGUUCCACAUCGUAUCUAAUGUCCGUGCUGGACAGGUUUUAGCCUAUACGGUACGGGAAAAUUUCAAGGAUCUCUCAAUUUUGAUACUGUUCUUGAUUGUUGGGAUGACCUUCUUCGCUAGCUGUAUGUUUGUCGCAGAAGAAAGAGAAGAUUUCCAAAGUAUUCCAGCGGGCUGGUACUGGGCCCUUGUUACCAUGACAACCGUAGGUUACGGCGAUAUUGCCCCUAAAACGGCUGUGGGAAGAGUAAUGGCCUGUUUAUGUGCUUUUUCUGGAAUAAUCCUACUUGCUCUUACUGUACCGAUUUUCGCUAACAAUUUCUUAACACUUUAUCAAUUUGCCACUUCAGAAAAGGCCGUACAGAAAUUCCAGCAGAAAAGGGCAAAAGUCAAAACUUCACAAAAUGAUGUAAGAAAUCUUGGAAAUAACACAUUCUACUCCGGUGAGAAAUAG